Molecule: messenger RNA, 1779 nt
Organism: Limanda limanda (common dab)
Lineage: Eukaryota; Metazoa; Chordata; Actinopteri; Pleuronectiformes; Pleuronectidae
Product: complement decay-accelerating factor, GPI-anchored
Exons: 13
Coding region: 97-1122 (341 amino acids)
Source: RefSeq, a predicted model, not a curated record
CCGUCGCGUGUCUUACACCUUCCGAUGAUGAGGAGCGACUAAGACCGAAGGGACUAGAAUCACUGCCUUAUUGCCCGUCUCCCUCCGCGGCAGGACAUGGACUUCCUGCUGGACACCUGUGGACGGCGGAGGUGUCUACUGGUGGUGAUGCAGCUGUUUGUGUUGAAGGCAGCAGCCAAUUGUCCCCAACCUGAGGUACGUGAACCUAUAGUUUUGACAAAUGAGGCCCUUCUCAUGAAUGAGUUCCCAGAAGGCUCGACGGCCACUGUGGAGUGUGUUCACGGAUUCGUUAUAGACUCUGGCUCCGGGGUCGUAAGCUGCACUGGUGGGAAAUGGACUGAACUAGAUCUCAGGUGUAAAAAGAAGGACUGCGGUACCCCCAGACCUCAGCCUCACUUGAUUUACGACCUCAGUGCUGGAACUCUGUUUGGGGCUGAAAUAGAAGUCAGAUGUGAAAAAGGAUUCCAGAUCAGUGGAUCGAGCUACAAAACGUGCUACGCUACAGGCUGGAGGGGAAGUGCCAAGUGUGAAAUUGCAACGUGUCUGCACCCUGCUGCAGUGGCCAAUGGCACAAGCCUGUGGGUGUCUCAAGACGAACCUGAAUAUGGAGAAAUCAUAGAGUUUGCCUGUGAUGAAGGAUUCACUCUCGUUGGUAGCAAGAGCAUCAUGUGCAGUGAUAGUGGGAGGUACUCUCCUGGACCUCCUGAAUGCAAAGGUGCGACAACAGAAGAUACAAUAUCACCAAGUCCUGCGCCUACAGCCCAAGUGUCCACUUCCACAGAUUCAUCGACAAUAUCCACAGCUCACAGAGAUAAAAGUAUAGCAACCAGUGCUACAGCAACAGUCUCACCUACAGCACAAGGUGGAAGAGACACUUUGACAGAAGAAGCUUCUACAACCAGAGCUUCAUCAACAACGUCGUCAUUUAGAGACAAACACGACGGGGAUGUGAAUACUUACACGGAUACUGGAUACACGCCAGUUGUCGUCUCUGUCGUAUGCGUUUCAAUAGUUGUAACUAUGCUUGUGUUCGUUUUACACAAGUUUCUACAGAGGAAAAAAGGCUCAUAUGACACCAGAGAAGACCUGAAGCCGGAGUUAUUACAGUUCCAAAAUCUUUAGAUUGCCCUUCUCACUCAGCUCCUUCACUGGAACCGUCCCUAUCUGAUAGAGAACAUCUGUUACCGGGGGACGGACGUGCCAGCAGACUGCGCCUCUCCGAGUCGAAAGGGAAAAACUGUUCAUAUUAUUGCACUUCGGAGGACAGGGGAUCAGCUCUGCCCUCUGCUUUUUUUAAAUAUGUAUAUUUUCGAUUUACCCAUUAAUUUUUAACAAAAAAAUGUAAAUAUUUUUCCCACUACUGUUUUGUACUUCAUUUAUAUAUAUAUAAAAAAAAAAUGGAGUAAAGUUUUCCUUUGUAUUUAAAAAUAUGUAUUUUGGCUUUUGUGGAAGCUUGAGUCCGUGGGUUUCUGUUAUUAAUGUGAUGCUUUGUCAGAGCAGAGCCUUGAACAAGGUGAUUCAAGAGGCCACAAUGUGCUUAAUUCAAUUUGUCGAGCGCAGGGGCGACCGAUAAAGAUACAAUCGGCAGCAUUCUUCGCCUCCUGACUUUCUUUCCAUCAUUGUGUAUUGUUCUGUGGCUCUUUUUACCGCGCUGUGCUAAAAUAAUGGGAAACCUUGUUUCAUGAGAAAGUGAUUCAACUGAUAUCAAUGGAACUGCACUGACCUCAGCACAAUAUUAACUGAGGAGGAGUUAAUCAAGUAAAAGUUUGUAAAACCAUU